UGUGCAGGCCCCCCUCCCCUUUCUGUGGUCCACACCCCCCCUUGAGCUAUAAGAAGCGCUGUAGCGGGAAUUGGUCUGCAGUGCAUGACAGCACCCUCCAUAGAACUCAGCCCUGGGCAGGAGUCAGUCAGCCGCCUCUGUGUGCGGCUUCGCACGGCGGAUCGGGUGCUGGGAGGAGAGAGAGGCGGAGGAACACCCUGCCCUGGUUUAUUCUCAGGCUCCCUGCUUCUUUUUGUCCCCACCCCUGACUUUAUUAUCUGCCUGCUCAAAAUUAAGAGCAAAGGCAGGAGCCUGGGGAGCUAAUAGCGUGGGACGCACGGAGACACCUUGGCAUGAAUUAGAUGGCAAUCGCACGGAAAUAUUUUUCCUAGGAAGAAAAGGGGGAAAACCCGGUCCCAUAAAAAAGAAAGAGGAUUGAAAGAGCAGCUUUGCUGAAUGAGAAGGACAGAGCAGGAUCAGCAGCAUGAGCACUAGCACAGUUCCCUAUCAACAAAACCCGUAUAGCUCCCGGGGCAGCUCCACCGUCAUCCAGUGCUACCGCUGUGGAGACACAUGUAAGGGAGAGGUGGUGCGCGUCCAGAGCAAUCACUUCCACAUCAGGUGCUUCACCUGCCAAGUGUGCGGCUGUGACCUGGCCCAAUCAGGCUUCUUCUUUAAGAAUGGAGAAUACAUCUGCACCCAUGACUACCAGCAGCUCUAUGGGACCCGCUGCGACAGCUGCCGCGACUUCAUCACUGGAGAGGUCAUCUCUGCCCUGGGCAGGACAUACCACCCCAAGUGCUUUGUCUGCAGCAUGUGCAGGAAGCCAUUCCCCAUUGGAGACAAAGUGACAUUCAGCGGGAAAGACUGCGUCUGCCAAGCCUGUUCCCAUUCGCUGAUCAGCACCAAGCCUAUCAAGAUUCACGGGCCGAGCCACUGUGCAGGCUGCAAGGAGGAGAUCAAGCAUGGCCAGUCGCUCCUGGCCCUGGAGAAGCAGUGGCACGUCAGCUGCUUCAAAUGCCAAACCUGCGGGAUCAUCCUGACCGGCGAGUACAUCAGCAAGGACGGUGUUCCAUACUGCGAAUCUGACUACCAUGCCCAGUUCGGCAUUAAGUGUGAGACCUGUGACCGGUACAUCAGUGGCAGGGUCCUGGAGGCAGGAGGGAAGCACUACCACCCAACCUGUGCCAGAUGCGUCCGCUGCCACCAGAUGUUCACGGAAGGGGAGGAGAUGUACCUCACAGGUUCUGAAGUGUGGCACCCGAUCUGCAAACAGGCAGCGAGGGCAGAGAAGAAAUUGAAGCACAGAAGAACAUCAGAAACGUCCAUCUCACCCCCUGGUUCCAGUAUUGGUUCCCCCAACCGAGUCAUCUGUGCUAAAGUGGAUAAUGAGAUCCUUAAUUACAAAGACCUGGCAGCUCUUCCCAAGAUUAAAGCCAUCUACGAGGUGCAGCGUCCCGACCUCAUUUCCUACGAGCCCUAUCACAGAUACACAUCAGACGAGACGCUGGAGAGAUAUAGCUAUGGGGAGUCCCUUGGAACGCUGUCUCCAUAUUCUCAGGAUAUCUAUGAAAGUAUUGACAUAGGACAGAGACGGGCCUCCAGCCCGGGCUACAUCGACUCCCCCACCUACAGCCGCCAGGGCAUGUCUCCCACCAUCCCACGCUCCCCACAUCAUUACUACCGCUCAGGCACAGAGAGUGGGCGCAGCUCCCCCUACUAUAGCCAGUUAGAUGUGAGGUCUUCUACUCCAACCUCAUACCAAGCUCCCAAGCAUUUCCACAUUCCAGCUGCCGGAGAGAGUAACAUCUACCGGAAACCCCCCAUCUAUAAACGACACGACAAUCCACCUGCAGCCACCAAAAGCAAAACCAGCGAAGACAUUGCACAGUCCUCCAAAUACAGCCCAGCCUAUUCCCCGGACCCAUACUACCACUCAGAGUCCGAGUACUGGCUUUUCCAAGGUUCGCCCAAAGUACCGCGAGCCCGCAGAUUCUCAUCAGGGGGAGAAGAGGACGGGUUUGACCGGGGGAUGCACAAGAUCCAGAGCGGCAUCGGCAGGUUGAUCCUGAAGGAAGAGAUGAAGGCACGAUCCAAUUCUUACGCUGACCCCUGGACGCCGCCCCGCAGCUCAGCCGGUAGCAGAGAGGCCCUGCACACAGCCGGCUACGAGAGCUCACUGAACGGCUCUCCCCGGACACAUUACCUGGCUGACAGUGAUCCCCUCAUUUCGAAAUCUGCAUCGCUCCCUGCCUAUAGAAGGAACGGGCUGCACAGGCCCCCCAGCGCUGAACUCUUCCACUACGACAGCACAAACGCCGUCAACUGGGGGAUGCGAGAAUACAAGAUAUAUCCCUAUGAGCUGCUCAUGGUGACCACCAGGGGGAGGAACCAGCUGCCCAAGGAUGUGGACAGGACUCGGUUAGAGCGCCACCUGUCACAGGACGAGUUCUAUCAGAUCUUCAGCAUGACCAUUGCGGAGUUCGACCGCCUGGCCCUGUGGAAGAGGAACGAGCUGAAGAAGCAGGCACGGCUGUUUUAAACGCAAUGCACUAUAAAUAUAUACAUACCUAUAAAUAUAUAUAUAUAUGUAUAGAAAGAUCUCUAUAUUGAAGCUCUGUAUAACUCUCUCUAUUGUACAAUAGGAGGAACGGCCACUCUCUUUGGAACUCCGUAGAGCGAAUUGAAGUCUCUCAGAUAUUU
Chelonia mydas (Green sea turtle) is the source of this 2682-nucleotide messenger RNA. It is a transcript of the gene ABLIM3, whose product is annotated as actin binding LIM protein family member 3. Gene Ontology annotation, biological process: cytoskeleton organization; cilium assembly; lamellipodium assembly. The transcript is spliced from 23 exons. The record is from RefSeq and is a predicted model, not a curated record. The coding region runs from base 464 to 2521 and encodes 685 amino acids. Gene Ontology annotation, cellular component: stress fiber; actin cytoskeleton. Lineage: Eukaryota; Metazoa; Chordata; Testudines; Cheloniidae. Gene Ontology annotation, molecular function: actin filament binding.